Clupea harengus (Atlantic herring) is the source of this 5260-nucleotide messenger RNA. RefSeq names its product solute carrier family 4 member 10b (gene slc4a10b). Gene Ontology annotation, molecular function: monoatomic anion transmembrane transporter activity; sodium:bicarbonate symporter activity; solute:inorganic anion antiporter activity. Gene Ontology annotation, biological process: bicarbonate transport; transmembrane transport; monoatomic anion transport. The record is from RefSeq and is a predicted model, not a curated record. Gene Ontology annotation, cellular component: plasma membrane; basolateral plasma membrane. Lineage: Eukaryota; Metazoa; Chordata; Actinopteri; Clupeiformes; Clupeidae.
GUUAUCACCAGCAUCAUCGCAAAGUCUACACAUAGAUGAGCGCUCAUGUUUUGCAUAGCUGACAUUUUAAACCUCCGUCUUUCGUAUGGCUCACCUUCAGAACCCGUCUAAUUUCUAAAAUCAAUAUGAGGAGGAGUUACACGUUCACUCAGCGACUAGGUGCUGCGUCACGGCGGCAUAAUCUGAAUGCUUAUUACAUGCGCGUUGGAACACGGGGGUGAAAACCUACCCAUGAAAAGUAAUAAUACCGGGUAAAAGAAGAUGGACAUCAGAGACCAAGGUGCUCAAAUGGAGCCACUUCUUCCCACGGUGAUUACACCUGCUGCAAGAAGGAGUGUGAGAAACGAUGAAGAGGCCGUGGUGGACCAAGGGGGGGCCCGGUCCAUGUUGAAGACUAACUUUGAGAAGGAGGAGCUUGAAGGUCACCGGACUCUCUACAUCGGUGUGCACGUGCCACUGGGCAGGAAGAGCCACCGGAGCCACCGGAGGCAUCACGGCCACCGACACCGGAAGAGGAGCCGGGAGAGGGACUCAGGGGUGGACGACGGACGUGAGUCCCCCUCGUUCAACACCCCGUCUCAGAGAGUGCAGUUCCUGCUGGGCACAGAGGAUGACGACGAGGAGCACAUCCCCCACGACCUCUUCACGGAGCUGGACGAGAUCUGCUGGCGGGAGGGGGAGGAUGCGGAGUGGAGAGAGACUGCCAGGUGGCUGAAGUUUGAGGAGGAUGUGGAGGACGGCGGAGAGAGGUGGAGUAAGCCGUACGUGGCCACGCUCUCCCUGCACAGCCUGUUUGAGCUGCGCUCCUGCAUCCUGAACGGCACCGUGCUGCUGGACAUGAGAGCCAGCACGCUGGAGGAGAUCGCAGAGAUGAUCCUGGACCAUCAGGAAGCCUCCAGUCCUCUCGGGGACGACGUUCGCAAGAAGGUCCGUGAGGCUCUCCUCAAGUCGCACCACCACCAGAACCAGAAGAAACUGGCCAACCGCAUCCCCAUAGUGCGCUCCUUUGCAGACAUCGGCAAAAAGCAGUGUGAAUCACACUCCAUGGACAAGAACGGUCAGAUGAUCUCUCACCAGACCCUCCCCACACCCCCAGAGGGGAAGAGUGAGGUGAGCAGGGAGAACAGUGCUGUGGACUUCAGCAAGAUAGACCUACAUUUUAUGAAGAAGAUUCCACCGGGGGCCGAGGCCUCAAACAUCCUGGUUGGAGAACUGGAGUUCCUGGAUAAGCCUGUGGUGGCUUUUGUGCGCCUUUCCCCUGCUGUCAUGCUGAACGGCAUAGCAGAAGUCCCCAUCACUACCAGAUUCCUUUUCAUUUUGUUGGGGCCUAUGGGGAAAGGCCUGCAAUACCAUGAGAUCGGUCGAUCCAUUGGUGCUUUAAUGACCGAUGAGGUCUUUCAUGAUGUUGCGUACAAAGCCAAGGAUCGCAAGGACCUUGUGGAUGGUAUUGAUGAAUUCCUCGACCAAGUAACAGUCCUGCCACCAGGAGAGUGGGAUCCCUCCAUCAGAAUAGAGCCUCCGAAAAAUGUUCCUUCACAGGAGAAGAGGAGGAUCCCUGCUGUGCCCAACGGCACCACUGAGAUGGGAGAAGCUGAGGAGCAUGAGGGCCACGGUGGCCCAGAAUUGCAACGCACAGGGAGGCUCUUUGGAGGACUCCUCUUGGACAUCAAGCGCAAGGCACCACACUACUUCUCAGACUACAAAGAUGCCCUGAGUCUGCAGUGCAUGGCGUCCUUCCUCUUCCUGUACUGUGCCUGCAUGUCGCCCGUCAUCACGUUCGGGGGUCUGCUGGGGGAGGCCACUGAGGGUCGCAUAAGUGCAAUUGAAUCGCUAUUUGGGGCCUCGAUGACAGGCAUUGCUUAUUCCCUAUUUGCUGGGCAACCGCUCACAAUCCUGGGCAGCACUGGUCCUGUGCUGGUGUUCGAGAAGAUAUUGUUCAAAUUCUGCAAGGAGUACGGCCUAUCCUACCUCUCCUUAAGAACCUGCAUCGGGCUGUGGACGGCGUUCUUCUGUCUGCUUCUGGUGGCCACGGACGCCAGCUCGCUGGUGUGCUACAUCACACGCUUCACGGAGGAGGCCUUCGCCUCUCUCAUCUGCAUCAUCUUCAUCUACGAGGCCUUGGAGAAGCUCAUCCACCUGGGAGUGCACUACCCCAUUAACAAGAACAACGACCUGGAGAAGCUCACGCAGUACUCAUGCGCCUGUAUCGAGCCUCAGGAUCCGAACAACGCCACACUGAAGUACUGGGAGGAGAACAACAUCACUGCCUCUGAGAUCUACUGGGAGGCCCUGGAGGUCCAGGAGUGCAUAGACAAGCGCGGAGUGUUUGUAGGGAAGGCCUGCGGUCCUAACGGCCCCUACAUCCCUGAUGUUCUCUUCUGGUCUGUGGUUCUCUUCUUCUCAACCGUUGCCAUGUCUGCGUUCCUCAAGGACUUCAAGUUCAGCCGCUACUUCCCCACCAAGGUGAGGUCUAUCAUCAGUGACUUUGCAGUGUUCAUCACCAUCUUCACCAUGGUGCUUGUGGACUAUGCCUUAGGGGUCCCAUCACCCAAACUGCAAGUCCCUGCGGUGUUUAAGCCGACCAGAAACGACCGUGGUUGGUUGAUCAACCCCCUGGGCCCCAACCCCUGGUGGACCGUCAUCAUCACCUGCGUCCCUGCUCUCCUCUGCACCAUCCUCAUCUUCAUGGACCAGCAGAUCACUGCUGUCAUCAUUAACAGGAAGGAACAUAAGCUGAAGAAAGGCUGCGGGUACCACCUGGACCUGUUCGUGGUGGGGGUGAUGCUGGGCGUGUGCUCAGUGAUGGGGUUGCCAUGGUUUGUGGCGGCCACCGUGCUCUCCAUCUCCCACGUGAACAGCCUGAAGCUGGAGUCGGAGUGCUCGGCGCCUGGGGAAGUGCCCAAGUUUCUGGGCAUCCGUGAGCAGCGCUUCACCGGCCUCAUGAUCUUCACCCUCAUGGGCUGCUCCGUCUUCAUGACCUCCAUGCUCAAGUUCAUUCCCAUGCCUGUGCUGUAUGGAGUAUUUCUUUACAUGGGCGCAUCAUCCCUCAAAGGAAUACAGUUCUUUGAUCGCCUGCUGCUGUUUGCGAUGCCAGCGAAGCACCAGCCGGACUUCAUCUACCUGCGGCACGUCCCCAUGAGGAAGGUGCACUUCUUCACCAUCGUCCAGCUCACCUGCCUCAUCAUGCUCUGGGUCAUCAAGACCUCCAAAGCCGCCAUCGUCUUUCCCAUGAUGGUGUUGGCACUGGUGUUUAUUCGGAAGCUGCUGGAUUUCAUGUUCACCAAGAGAGAGCUGAGCUGGUUGGAUGAUCUGAUGCCAGAGAGCAAGAAGAAGAAACUAGAGGAUGCUGAACAAGAGGAGGAGCUGAGUAUUUUGGGAGAGGAGGAAGGAGUUGUGCAAGUGCCCUUGGAGGGACAUUUCAAAGAUGAUCCUUCCACAGUUGACAUUUCAGAUGAAAUGUCGAAAGCCUCCUUUGGGAACGCAUGGAAGACUCCUAACUCAGAUUCUCGGAGUAGAAGCUUAUCCAACAGCAGUGUGAAGAAAGGAAAGAAGCAGAGGGAUGUGGAGAAGGGCCGCGACAGGGAGACGAGUCUCUGACGUUUCUCUCCUUCACUGUGUUUUUUUUUCACACAAACCAAUAUCUCGUGCCACACUUUAGCGCUCCUCUUCGUGUCCGUCCUGUAGGUCCAUUUUUUGUACAGUGCUAACGUUGUUGCACUGAUUUUAGCUGUUAUGUCUGAAAAUAAUUUGUUUGGCUUUCAGUGACAAGAGAGACACCGACGUUAUGUUUUAUUUACCAGUGUUAAUACAUGUGACCGCGUACCAGCAGCAGAGGAUGGUUUGGUGGUAACUGCUCUUUGUCUGUGAAACUGAAAUUGAGUGAGAAUGUCCGAAUCACAAGAAGAGACUAUUUUAAAAGAAACCUGUCUUUUCAUUGACAACCUUAUGUAUUUUGUAUGUUUUGUAUUUUUGGAAAACAGAUACAUCUCUGUAUUCUUUAAAGUGAUACCUAGACAAUGGAAUCAGUGUUUAACAAUAGAUGCUGUAGUUUUAAGCAAAAAAAAAGCAAUCAGUGUUCCGAACUCAUCAUAUACACAACUACUGCCAAGCCUAAGGCCAUAUGCAUGGAGCUAUUUACACUGUCAAACACACCCACUGUUCAUAGAGAAAUUAUAUAUAUAUAUUACAAUUAAUGCCUUAAUAUAUAUAUUAAGGAAUUCAUUGUAAUAUUCUCAAUAUUUAGGGAGAAGAUGGUAAACUCUUGUUUGUUUGUAAUGAGAUAAAUAUUUUACCAAAAAUGGAAAGUAUCUUCUGCACUACAUGACAAUUAUACUCAUGCACACUGAACUGGACGCUUAUUCCUUUCUUGAUGAUUGUGUGUGUGUAUAUAUAUAUAUACAUAUAAAUAUAUUACCGAAGGACUAUCAAAGAGAUCCAUUGCUUAUCACAGCACAUGUGACCUGUUGACCUCAUGCCAAAGUCUAGUCUGCUUUCUGGUGAAAAAAAUCCCUAUAUCAUACGUAUAUAUCAAUACACCACAGUCAUCAACGCACAGAACAUGCUUACAUAUCCUGUAACGUUUUGCAUAGUUAGGUAAUCAGAGAUGAUUGCACUCUCUGUUCAUCGUCAAGGUUUUAUUGCAGAACGUUGUAUCUUACAAAUGAAUGAUUAGUCAACAAAGACCAGGGUUAUACUUGAAAUGUAUAGUGAAGGGCAAAUUAAAGUAUAGCCGAUUUAGAAACAAAUGCAAUAGUACUUGAGAAGGGCAGAUCAAAUUAGAUAUUUCUAACAUUAUUUUUGGAUGGCACAGAUUACUUUGCACAAUAAAAUAAUAAUAAUAAUAAUAAUAACCUGAUUUUGUUCAUGGUUUAAUAGUAAUGCCCACAUUCCACAUAUGAACAUUCUAAGCUUGAAUGCUAUGUGUUUGUAAACAGCAAGUACAAAAAUUGUCAGUAACUUUUACAGACUGAAUCUUUCUUUGGCCUCUCAUGAUGUCCAUAUACUUAGUUGGGCCAGGUCAUUCAUGAGUUAAAGUGGUCCAGGAAGGUAUUCCAUGAGAAGGUUGUAUUGAUGAUACUGAUGGAAAUGUAUCUUAGAGUCACACUUGUGUAAUCAUUUUGAUUUGGGUCUGCCAAUAUCUGAGUUUUCAAUUGAUUCAUUUCUUUUGGGAUGAAGUGUAAAGUUAUUAUUAAUUUAGUAUUCAUGUUACAGUAUUUAUUAAAUGUGUAAAAUGUGGUAUUAAAUAAACUGAUGUAACUUA